UGACUGAGGUGACCCUUGGAAUGCCAAACUGAGACUUUGUAGGGGAUGGAGAGGCUUAGUCAAUUAAAUCCAGUAGGCUGCAGCCUGACAGCACAACAGGAAGGGGAGCAGGCACACAGUAGGCUACAUCAAACCAAGGGUGAUUCUUACUGAAGUGUUGGAGAAAGGACAAGGACCUGCACUCAGAGUACCUGGACCCGCAAGACAACAGCACUGAACAUGUCCUCAAUGCUGCAAAAGCUGAUCACCCCGCUGUUCAGUGGUCCUCCUGAGCCCCCCAGGAAUAAAGUGACAGUGGUGGGCGUGGGCCAGGUUGGCAUGGCCUGUGCUGUCAGCAUCCUGCUCAGGGAGCUGGCUGAUGAACUGGCCCUGGUGGAUGUGAUGGAGGACAAGCUGAAAGGAGAGAUGAUGGACCUGCAGCAUGGCAGCCUCUUCCUCAAAACCCCAAAAAUUGUCGCAGACAAAGACUACUCUGUGACAGCAAACUCCCGCAUCGUAGUGGUGACAGCUGGAGUCCGUCAGCAGGAGGGAGAGAGCAGGCUGAACCUCGUCCAGAGAAACGUCAACAUCUUUAAACACAUCGUCCCUCAGAUCGUCAGAUACAGCCCCGACUGCACCAUUAUUGUGGUUUCCAACCCAGUUGAUGUGCUGACUUAUGUAACCUGGAAACUGAGCGGCCUUCCCCAGCACCGCGUCAUCGGCAGCGGCACCAACUUGGACUCGGCACGCUUCCGCUUCCUGAUGGCCGAAAAACUGGGAAUCCACUCCAGCAGCUUCAACGGCUGGAUCCUGGGAGAACAUGGAGACACCAGUGUGCCUGUGUGGAGUGGAACAAACGUGGCCGGAGUCAACCUGCAGACAUUAAACCCGGACAUCGGCACUGACUGUGACAAUGAGAACUGGAUGGAAACACACAAGAUGGUGGUGGACAGUGCCUACGAGGUGAUCAAACUGAAGGGUUACACCAACUGGGCCAUCGGUCUGAGUGUAGCUGACCUGACAGAAAGCCUCAUCAGGAACAUGAACAGGAUUCAUCCUGUUUCCACCAUGGUGAAGGGCAUGUAUGGGAUCAGUGAGGAGGUGUAUCUGAGUCUGCCCUGCGUGCUGAACAGCGGAGGUGUGGCCAGUGUGAUCAACAUGACCCUGACAGAUGACGAGGUGGCCCAACUACAAGCCAGUGCCAACACGCUGUGGGACAUCCAGAAGGACCUGCAGGACGUCUAACUGAACACAUGGGGGUGAUGUAGAUGUACCCUCCUGAUGUAUUAUCACUCUGCAAUCUCUAAACCCCACACAGCUCCACCCUCCAUACCUUCAACACACUGCCCUCUGUAGAUUCACAGGCGUAUGGGAGUUUAAUCCCGUCAGAUUUAGCUGUAGGUGUCAGUUUGUGACUUCA
This is a messenger RNA of Perca flavescens (yellow perch), 1399 nucleotides long. Its product is annotated as L-lactate dehydrogenase C chain. Lineage: Eukaryota; Metazoa; Chordata; Actinopteri; Perciformes; Percidae. Bases 220 to 1224 code for a protein of 334 amino acids. Gene Ontology annotation, biological process: lactate metabolic process; pyruvate metabolic process. Gene Ontology annotation, molecular function: L-lactate dehydrogenase (NAD+) activity. The record is from RefSeq and is a predicted model, not a curated record. The transcript has 8 exons. Gene Ontology annotation, cellular component: cytoplasm.